This is a messenger RNA of Melampsora larici-populina 98AG31, 2307 nucleotides long. RefSeq lists its product as uncharacterized. Gene Ontology annotation, molecular function: GTP binding. The coding region runs from base 1 to 2307 and encodes 768 amino acids. Gene Ontology annotation, cellular component: nucleolus. The transcript has 5 exons. The record is from RefSeq and is a predicted model, not a curated record. NCBI's taxonomy places the organism in Eukaryota, Fungi, Basidiomycota, Pucciniomycetes, Pucciniales, Melampsoraceae.
AUGCCACCCAAGACUAAAUCUAGUGCGAGUAGAAAGUUGAGAGCUAUCUCUAAACCAGGUCCCAUCAAACAACAUGUCAAAGGUGAAAAUUUCUAUCGUGAUGCUUCAAAGGCUAAACGAGUCAAGAUGUUAUCCAUCGAUGGAGGAAAAGCCAUUAGAGAUCGAGAUGGAACGAUUCUAAAAGCAGCAGCUUUCCAAUCAUCUGAUGCACCAGCUGGUCGAAUCCAACCUGAUCGACGUUGGUUUGGUAAUACAAGAGUGAUUUCACAAAAAGCUUUAGAUCAUUUUCGAACUUCGCUUGCCGAAAAACAAGCCGAUCCUUAUUCAGUGAUCUUAAAACAAAACAAAUUACCUAUGAGUCUUUUACAAUCAGAUGCAGAUAAAGCGGCUGAAGGUGGUAAAGGAAUGAAAGUCGAUCUUGUGACGGCUGAACCGUUUGAUCAAACCUUUGGACCUAAACAAAGACGAAAACGACCUAGACUUAGUGGAGCGGGUACAUUUGAAGAACUUUUAAAAGAAGCAGAAGAUUUAAAUGCGAAUAAGAAAUCCAAAUCACUUGCAGGUGAAAAACUACCACCGGUGGAUGGAUUAGGUGAAUUUAUUGUGGGUGCAGAGAAACAACUUGAAGAGAUAGAUGAUGGGAAUGAUGAACUUCAUAAUGUAGCUGUAGAUUAUAUUUUAAGUGCUGGGACUUCUAAACGAAUUUGGUCAGAACUUUAUAAGGUGAUUGAUUCGUCCGAUGUGAUUCUACAUGUUCUUGAUGCACGGGAUCCGCUUGGAACGAGAUGUUUGAGUGUGGAGAAUUAUUUGGCUAAGGAGAAGCGUGGUAAGAAGAUGGUUUAUAUCCUUAACAAAGUCGAUUUGGUCCCUGGAUGGGUUGCUGCUCGAUGGGUCAAAUAUUUGUCGAAAUCUCACCCUGUUGUUGCUUUUCAUGCUUCGAUCAAUAACUCGUUUGGAAAAGGUUCCCUGAUUCAAUUACUACGACAAUUUUCAUCCCUCUUCUCUGAUCGUAAACAAAUCUCAGUUGGAUUUAUCGGGUAUCCUAACGUCGGUAAAUCAUCGAUCAUCAAUACAUUGAAAAAGAAGAAAGUUUGUAAUGUGGCACCGAUCCCGGGAGAAACAAAGAUUUGGCAAUAUAUCACCUUGAUGCGUAGGAUUUAUCUAAUCGAUUGUCCUGGGAUCGUUCCUCCUUCAUCUAAAGAUUCAGAAGCUUCAAAAGUAUUGAAAGGUGUGGUUAGAAUCGAACAUCUAUCAUCACCUUCGGAUCAUAUUCCAGCUCUUCUUGAAAGAAUUCGACCUGAAUAUAUGAAACGAACUUAUGGUGUUGAAGAUUGGAUUGAUUCAGAAGAUUUCUUAACUAAACUAGCUAGAAAGUCAGGAAAGCUUUUGAAAGGAGGUGAACCUGAUUUACGUACAGUAGCUACUUCUGUACUGAAUGAUUGGAUUAGAGGAAAGAUUCCAUUUUAUGUUCCACCACCUACUCAAAUCCCUGGUAUGAAACCUUGGACUAAAUCAAUAGAUCAAGAGGAUAUGAAGAAUGAAGAGACUGAAAAGGUUCUUGAGUCAAAGAAGAAAACACGUAUAGAUGAAACUGGAGAGAAAGUUGGAUAUGUGAAAGGUGUUGCUCAACCAUUACAUCAAAUCGUUCGAUCUAAUAAAUUCCUUGAUGUUGAUGAAGUGGGCGAGUUUGAACAUGCGGACGUCGAUAUGGAUCAAGAUGGAGAACGGGUUGAGAAUGAUUUAGAUAAUUCUGAUCUUGAAAUGGAAGAUGAGGAUGAAGAAGAUGAAGAGGUUGAUGCUUGGUCUGGAAUUGGAAGUGAGGAUGAAGAAGAUAGUGACUCGGAGCUUUGUUUUGAAGAUCUGGUUGCUAAUGCUGCAGGAGCUUCAAAUUCAAAAGUGAAAUCUUCUAAGAAGUCCUCUGUUCUUCCUGCUGAGGCGACAGUCGAGAUCGAGAUGACUGGUGAAGGUGAAGAUGUCGAUGCUGGCUCGCAAAGUGAUUUGGAUGAUGAGGAUGAGGACGAAGACCUAGAUCUUAAUCUUGAUUCAGACACUCCGACUCAAAAGACUUCAAGCAAUACUAAAGGCAAACGAAAAGCGAACAAUGCAGAUUACGAUUCAGAAGAAGAAACUACAAAACAUACCAAAGAUCCUCGUAUGAAGACAAAUAAAAAGAAAGCCGAGAAUUUCUUUACACAUGCAAAUGUUAAAAAUAAAAAUCGAUCUAGACAAAUUCCUAAAGGAAAUGAAAAUGGAGGAUCGUCAAAGAAAACUAGUAGAGGUAAAGGUGGAAAGAAAGGUAAAAGGUAA